ACAGGCACAACGCGUUUGGACAGCUGACAAACACAAGGUAAACAAAGUGAUGAAGAUGCGAACGAAAAUAUAUCAGUUGAUAUCGAGUCUACGCCAGAUCUGGUCAAGUGUGUAUGGCCUCUACACAAGCAGCACCACUAAGAGCUGGAAGGAAAAACUUCUCCUGGCUUUAACCUGCAUCACCGCCAGCCUCAUUCUGAGCGGUUUACUCUUCCUCAUCCUCCACUAUUCCUUCAAAUGUCUCCUUGAAGUCUCACUUUCCAUUAGCUGUGGCUUUUGUGUAAGUUUAACCCCAGCCAUGUAUUUCUCAGAAAGAGCCCGCUGUUUUGGAGCCCUGCUUUUGAUCUCCAUGGGUUUGAAACAAGUGAGGUCUCUUCUUUUGACAUUCGGAACCAGCUUGGUUAUUUUCUUCAACGUCCAGAACACGUUACGCAACACGAGAUUGCUAGCGAAAGGCCUGCUCUGCAACUUGGAGGAAAAAUUGUUGGAUAUUGACACAGAGCCCCUCGGAAAUUACAUCAAAAUGCUGAAGUGGGUGGGAAAGCAACUUAAAAAGUACUUUGUACAUCUGGAUCUAGCGGACUACUAUGUAGACUUAAAACUUAAGCCAAAAGUUCACUCAGAGAGCUUUAAAAAUCAACUGGCCGAUGCUGAACGAACCCUAAACGAGACCACACGGAGCGUACUCGCGCUGACCGACGUCAUAUCCUCCGCAGGAAAGAUCGUGUGCCCGACGUUAGGUCUUUUCCUUCUGAUGCUUCUCACCGCUCUGUACCUCAGGCGAUUCCAUGUCGACAAAAAGUACAACAACAUAUACAUCACGAAAAAUUUUCUUCGGUUUGAUGAAAAGCAAAGGGAGAAAGGAAAGCCUAGCGUCCUGCCGUUCACCAAAAGCGAAUCGAGACGUUACGUCAUGACGCCGUCUCUUGGUCUGACAGCGCAGCGGUGGAAAGCCAUGCUUAAGUUCAGUAUUCCCGUAUUCACCCACUGUCUCGCCUGGCUGGUGUUUAUCGGUCUGGACAGCAUGAUUUACUGGCUUAUUGUGGUUAUAAGUAAGCGUCUUGGGGAUCUGGAGCCACUUCAUGUUCCUGUGGGCAUUAAACUUCAGGAGGCCACUUUAUUUUUAGGUUUACCAGUUGAAACAAGUGCAAAAAUGGAAAACUUUUCCUACACGGUGUCUCUGUUCGAGAAGAAGUGUUUGCCUGAACCUGAACUGUGGCUCUACAGAUCUCUGGUUCCACUGUCUGUCAUACUGGUAUCACUGGUUCUUCUGAGCCUGCUGUCGUCGCAACUCACGCAGCUCAGAGUUGUGCUGUCUGAGCAGUUUUUCUCAGAUGUUGCAGAGAAGCGUGCUGCCUAUCUGCAUGCCAAGAUCUUAAGAAAGCGUCACAAACAUGAAGCUGAAGAGCUGCACGGAGAGCUGAAGACUUUAGCCAUGCAGCCCAGUUUUUGGUGCCCCCUACUCUUCCAUAAGCACAGAAAAGACACAGAUCCUGUUUAAAUGUCUGAGGUUUGUCUGGUGAUCACAGGUUUGAUAUAAUACACACCACGUUAGAUUGCAAAAUCGGUUUGCGCAACGCUUUGUGUUAAGCUUGUACUGUAUGGAGGGGCCUGGGACCACAGGGGACUAGGUGUUGCCUUCCUAGUGUAUGUAAUGCGAUCCAGCUGACCCAGGUAGUCAGCAUGUGCUACAGCUUUCCUGUAGCUCAGUGGCAAGAGCAUGGCGUUAGCGACACCAUGGUCAUGGGUUCGAUCCCAGAGGACUGCACAUACUUAGAAACAAAUGUAUAGUAUAAUGCAAUGUAAGUCGCUUUGGAUAAAA
Messenger RNA from Triplophysa rosa, 1822 nucleotides. Its product is annotated as dendritic cell-specific transmembrane protein. The record is from RefSeq and is a predicted model, not a curated record. Gene Ontology annotation, cellular component: membrane. The transcript is spliced from 4 exons. Bases 50 to 1501 code for a protein of 483 amino acids. Lineage: Eukaryota; Metazoa; Chordata; Actinopteri; Cypriniformes; Nemacheilidae.